This is a messenger RNA of Ascoidea rubescens DSM 1968, 1734 nucleotides long. Its product is annotated as methionine adenosyltransferase. Gene Ontology annotation, biological process: S-adenosylmethionine biosynthetic process. Bases 170 to 1339 code for a protein of 389 amino acids. NCBI's taxonomy places the organism in Eukaryota, Fungi, Ascomycota, Saccharomycetes, Ascoideales, Ascoideaceae. Gene Ontology annotation, cellular component: cytosol. The transcript has a single exon. Gene Ontology annotation, molecular function: methionine adenosyltransferase activity; ATP binding. The record is from RefSeq and is a predicted model, not a curated record.
GCAUUUUUCAGAUCCCAUGUAUAUAUUUAUCUUUUGUUUUCCUGCACUUUUUUCUCUUCCUGGUUCAAUUGUUCUAUCGCACCUUCUUUGGGUUAUUCACCUCUACUUCUGCUUUUUCUAGGUUUCUUAUUCCAAGUUUAACUUCUCAUCUCUUCUGUAAUCUGAAACAAUGACUCAACCUGAAUAUCAAGACAAUGACACCUUUUUUUUCACCUCUGAAUCUGUUGGUGAAGGUCAUCCUGAUAAAAUUUGCGAUCAAGUUUCCGAUGCCAUUUUAGAUGCCUGUUUAACUGAAGAUCCCUUGUCAAAAGUUGCUUGUGAAACUGCUGCUAAGACUGGUUUAAUCAUGGUCUUUGGGGAAAUCACCACCAAGGCCAACUUGGACUACCAAAAGAUCAUUCGUAACACCAUCAAACACAUUGGUUACGACUCAUCCGAAAAGGGUUUUGACUAUAAAACUUGUAAUGUCUUGGUAGCAAUUGAACAACAAUCUCCAGAUAUUGCCCAAGGUUUGAACUUGGAAGACUCCUUAGAAAACUUGGGUGCCGGUGAUCAAGGUAUAAUGUUUGGUUACGCUACAAAUGAAACUCCUGAAUAUUUACCUCUAACUAUUCUUUUGGCUCACAAAUUGAAUGCUGCUCUUGCCACCGCCAGGAGAAACAAAACUUUAUCUUGGUUAAGGCCAGACACCAAGACCCAGGUCACCGUCGAAUAUAAAAAUGUUAAUGGUGAGGUUAUCCCAUUAAGAGUUGACACCAUUGUUAUCUCCACUCAACAUGCUGAUUCAAUCUCCACCGAAGACUUGAGAUCUCAAAUUAAAGAAAAAGUCAUCUCCAGUGUUAUUCCAAAAGAUUUGUUAGAUUCAAACACUAAAUACUACAUUCAACCUUCUGGUAGAUUUGUCAUUGGUGGCCCUCAAGGUGACGCCGGUUUAACUGGUAGAAAAAUCAUCGUCGAUACCUAUGGUGGUUGGGGUGCUCAUGGUGGUGGUGCCUUCUCUGGUAAAGAUUUCUCUAAAGUCGACAGAUCUGCUGCUUACGCUGCCAGAUGGGUAGCAAAAUCCUUAGUUCACGCCAAUUUGUGUAAGAGAGUCUUGGUUCAAUUCUCCUAUGCUAUCGGUGUUGCUGAACCUUUAUCCAUUAAUGUCGAUACUUAUGGUACUUCAUCUUACUCUCCACAAGAAUUAGUCAAAAUCAUCAGAAAAAACUUCGACUUGAGACCUGGUGUUAUUGUUAAAUCUCUCAAUUUAGCCAAACCAAUUUACUUCAAAACUGCUUCCUAUGGUCAUUUCACCAAUCAAGAAAACUCUUGGGAAAUUCCAAAAGUUUUAGAAUUAUAGUUUUAAAUCAAAUUAUAAAAUUCAUUUAAAAUAUUCAACUAUCAAUUUUAUUUAAUUCUUAUUCAUGCAUGAUUAAACUCCUCUUCAUUUUUAUAUCGUUUUUUAUUAUUUUAUAUUUUAAAUGUCCUUUUAGACUGUUGUUUUUAUUAAAUUUUUCUAUCUCUUUUUUUAAAGAAUCUCAAUCCAAAAACAAAAGAAAAAUUUCUAAUUUCAAAUGAAACUCAAAAUUAAUUCAAAUCAAAUGGGGUGCUAAUUCAAGAUACAAAAACUUUUUUUAUUUUUCAAUUUCACAAUCUUGUUAUAAUGAUUUUUUUAUCCUUAUUUAAAUUGUUUAAAUAUUUAUAUAAUUCUUUUCUGGUUCAUUUAUGUAUUAUCUUAUUAAUAUUCAACUAUUA